Peronospora matthiolae is the source of this 318-nucleotide messenger RNA. The record is from the annotation of a GenBank genome assembly. NCBI's taxonomy places the organism in Eukaryota, Oomycota, Peronosporomycetes, Peronosporales, Peronosporaceae.
AUGACAGAAAGCCGCACAAAGGUGAAGAACACGCUGAAUGGCUCAUUGGUUUACUACUUUGAUGUAUGGGUGGGUGACCAAGUGGGACAAGAAGCAAAUCUAGGGAUGGAGUUCAUGGUACCGGCUGGAAUGCGCCUUGACAUGGCAGACGGAACAGUGUGCUUGCCGGACGAAGCCAGAAUUCAACUGGAAGGUGAGAGAUCACCAAAUGGGGCGAAGAUACGACAAAUUGCUGCGGAUGAGAAGAAUUUGGCGAUACCGGUGGGUGACUCAGUAGAGGUCAAUGUUGGUCGGGGACCACUGCAGUUGAAAUUGUAA